Molecule: messenger RNA, 1516 nt
Organism: Neodiprion fabricii
Lineage: Eukaryota; Metazoa; Arthropoda; Insecta; Hymenoptera; Diprionidae
Product: solute carrier family 66 member 3
Exons: 5
Coding region: 289-912 (207 amino acids)
Source: RefSeq, a predicted model, not a curated record
CAAUACUACUGCAGUGUUAUAGAAAAACGUGUUUACCCUUGGUUAUGUACGGUUUAAGAUAAAUUUAAAGUAUCGUUGAAAGGCUCACAGGAAGACAUGCUCAUAAUAUUAUUGUUCACUAUUCAGCCUUUGCAUUUAAUAACCAUCACUAGCUGAUCAAGUUGUAACUUAUAGACGUGGAUUUGGAAUGAAAAUCGAAAUGUGAGUUCUAAGGUACCCACAAAAAGGCCUUUGAGAUCAAGGACUACAUCAUCGUACAGAAAAAGUUUGCAACAUUCAACCGCAACAAUGUAUUUACAACUAUUUGCUGACUUUCUCAGCAUCAUCACAAUACUGAUGUGUUUAGUGCAGAAGAUUCCGCAAAUAAUGAAUUUAUAUAAGUUAAAGACAGCUGCAGGAAUCUCGCUUCUAGGAUUGUUCUUGGAACUUACAAGCUACACAGUGAUGACCAGCUACAAUUAUACGAACGAAUAUUCAUUCCUGUCGUAUUUGGAGUAUCCGGUUCUGCUGCUACAGGACCUCAUUAUCAUAUAUCUGGUUCUAUUGUACUUGGAUCUAAUCAGCCCGAGCUCAUUUUUACUAGCUGCUUUAUACUUCUUUAUUUUCGGCUGUUUUUUAUUCCAAAUCGUACCGAAGACUGCUUUAACGAUUCUAGCGCCGAUGUGUACGCCGAUUUCCGCUUCCAGUAAAAUAGCACAAUUGGCAGCGAUAUUGCGGGCGAAAAAUAGCGAAUCCAUCUCUGUUCUAACCUGGGUUAUUUCAACAUUGACUAAUCUUACAAGGGUUUUUACAAUUUGGAUGGACUCGGCCGAUCUUCUUUUACUGAGCAACUUCAUCAUCUCCGUAUCGCUAAGCGGCAGCAUUAUGCUCUCUGCUAUUUAUUACAGGCGAUCAACCGUAAAGCAUGAUUAGUUUAUUUUUUUAACUUCGAACAUUACUAACUGUGGUAACAAACCGUCUCACAGUUUUAAGACUUGCCGAUUACAACGUACGACUAGAAGUGAAAUUUCUGUACUUAAUAUACAGUAAUCUUAGUAUCACUUACACGUGAUGUGUCCGUUUUACGAAAACGUAAAUUCAUCGAUACUUCGGGAUGAUUAAUUUAUUUUUUAUUGCAUUUUUACGUGUUCACUUACGCAUGUAUCAGAUAUUAUUAAUUGUUUGUCUAUCGUAUUAUUUAUCCUUCAUUUUAUAUUUACUUUUGAUUUCGCGUUACGUAUUAAUAUUGCAGAAUUGCUCAUCGAAGAAUGCAGAAUUUUUGAAAAAAAACUAGUUUUGCAUCACAAAAUAAUAUUUAAAUGAAAAUAAAAGAUAUUGUGUUGAUCGGACAUUAUAUUAUACAUGUAUAAUUGUCCGUAAGCGACGUAAUUUCAAUUUAUUUUAGUAUGCUAACUUUAUACUAAAAGUACUUGAAUCUCUGAAUUUAAUUGUUAGUCUUUACCCAAUGUUCAAAAAUGUAAAUCUAUAUAAUAAAACGCAAUGUUUUAAUGUGUAUCGAUACGAGUAACCAAAAUAA